UUGCUUUUUGAUACUGAACCUUAGUUGUGUGCAGGGUAUCUACACUAUAUUGCCAAAAGUAUUGGGACACCCCUCCAAAUCAUUUUAUUCAGGUGUUCCAAUCACCUCCAUGGUCACCUAGGCAUGCAGACUGCUUCUACAAACAUUUGUAAAAGAAUAGGUCGCUCUCAGUAUCUCAGUGAAUUCAAAUGUGGUACCAUGAUAGGUUGCCACCUGUGCAAUAAGUCCAUCCGUGAAAUUUCCUUGCUACUAAAUAUUCCACAGUCAACAGUUAGUGGUAUUACAACAAAGUGGAAGCAACUGGGAACAACAGCAACUCAACCUCAGAGCAGGGUCAGUGCAUGCUGAGCACACAUAGCGCAGAAGUCGCCAACUGUCUGCAGAGUCAGUAG
Molecule: messenger RNA, 392 nt
Organism: Staurois parvus
Lineage: Eukaryota; Metazoa; Chordata; Amphibia; Anura; Ranidae
Source: the annotation of a GenBank genome assembly